Molecule: messenger RNA, 5538 nt
Organism: Parnassius apollo (apollo)
Lineage: Eukaryota; Metazoa; Arthropoda; Insecta; Lepidoptera; Papilionidae
Source: the annotation of a GenBank genome assembly
AUGAUGAUUUUAGCAACCAGAGACAAGAUUUUGAUAUUUUUUUUACUUCCACCUGACACCGCCAAUGAUUACCAAACUGACGAGGACUCGGGUGAAGAAGAUAACGUCAGCAUAAAUAAUUUGCCUGGAAGUUUGCUUCGAGCUCCAGCGGAGCUUGCUGCCUCAACCUCAAUGGAAAAACCAGAAACUGAGGACCAAACCCCUCCCGAAUUUCAAGAACCUUUAAAAAAACGUGUCAUGAAUUACAAUUGGCGAAAACGAGACUUGCAGCUAAGACCUAUUGUUUGGAAACCCCUUUAUCAUACUCCUAUUGAAAGAAGCCCGAUAGAAUGGUUUUCUUUAUUAUUUUCAGAAGAAGUAUUUGAGAUGCUUACUAUUGAAACCAAUAGAUACUUAGCACGUAAGCUUCUCUCUGCUGACGUCAAGAUUGAAGAGAUGAAAUGUUUGGUAGGGAUUUUGUUAGUCAGUGGCUACUGCCAAGUGAGCAGAAGAAGAAUGUACUGGGAAAAUGCAUCUGACUCAAGAAAUAGUUUGAUUGCUUCAGCCUUGUCUCGAGAUAGAUUUACACUAAUUUACUCUAAUAUUCAUGUUGCUGAUAAUCUAAAUUUAGAUACAUCCGAUAAAUUUGCAAAAGUUCGUCCUUUAUUAAAAGUUUUAACUAUGAGAGAAAAUAGAUCUGGAAAGUGCCCUCUAUUAAGUAACAAAGAAGCAAAGACAAAAGAAAGAGGCUUUUAUGAUUAUCGCAUAUCUGAUGAUAUUAUAAUUUGCAAGUGGCAUGACAAUAGUAUAGUGUCAGUAUGCUCUAAUGCAGUUGGUGUUGAUCCUGUCCACAAAUCUGAACGCUAUUCUCAGCAACUAAAAAAGAAAAUAUCUGUUUCUCAACCUCAUCUCAUUCAACAAUACAAUAAAAAUAUGGGUGGAGUAGAUUUAUCAGAUCAGAAUAUAUCGUCAUUGCGAACUAGCAUUCGAGGAAAAAAGUGGUAUAUGCCUCUGAUUCUCCAUUGUAUAGACAUGUCUGUACAAAAUGCAUGGCUGCUGUACAGACAUAAUGGAGGGAAUAUCGACUUGCUAAACUUUCGACGUCGUAUUGCAAACUAUAUUAUCGAUUGUAAUAAACAACGCGAAAGGCCAGGUCCUAGUCGACCAUCUUCAAUAACAUCAGACUCUCGAUACGACGGCAAAGAACACUAUGUCAGCAAGCAGGAAAAGAGGACCAGGUACACAAUAAUGCGGCGUUUAUUAAGCAUCACACUUGUCACCAUCGCUUUUGAUUAUGUGUCUUCACAAGAGAACAGAGAACACCAAGGGCUUCUAACAUGCGGUGGACAUCUAAGGGGGCACGUGGGAACAAUACAGACCCCAAAUUUUCCAAACCCGUUUCCAGUUCCCAUAAAAUGUCGAUGGGUCAUUGAGCAUGAUAUAGUUAAUGGUACUAUAUCGAUAUAUUUCACACAGCAGUAUACCACGAGUGGGUUAACGUUCACUGAGUACAUGUAUUACGAUGAAUCGUACAAAUUAGGCGAGAGAAGAGCCUUGACGGUUACAGAGGAAAAUAUAACAAGGAUUAAGUGGUUACAGGUCCAAAGUCCGGUCUUAGUCGUAGAAUUAAAUUUAGAUAGAUUAGAGGGAACCCAGCUAAGAGCACUAGAUCUGCUGUCAGUAUUCGGAUUUAACGUUACGUACGUUGUUCAAAAACCUCAAGACCCACCGGGGCCACCAUCAUGCAGCGCGAUUGAGUGUCGAUUAUUAGGACACUGCUAUGCUAGACACGAUUACAAGAAAUUUUUCUGUUCGUGUUUCGAGGGAUAUACUGGAGUUGAUUGCGGAGUUGGUCCAUUAUGUCCAAGAACAUCUAACAUGUGCAAAAAUGGUGGUACUUGCAGACAGAUGGGUCCAGCGGCAGUUAGUUGUAUUUGCUCACCGGGCUACACGGGUGACCUUUGUGAGUCACAAAUAGCUGCUCCAGAAUGUGGGAUCGAGGAAUGUUUUGAAGGUUGUAAAAAAACAACUGGAUGUGACUGUAGCCCCAAAGAAAGCGACUUUACUUCAGCGCGUUUCGAAACUAGACUACAGAUUAUAGAUCAAGGAAGUAAUAACAUUACACAAGAAAUUGAAAGACAGAUAUUUAAUUAUCUCAGAGCAUCUAAUAUUACAUUAGAAGAUGAAAUUGAAAUUUUAAAUAUGAGCUCUCCGGAGAUAAAUGGCGCUCGAACAGUUUGGUUGCGAGUAUGGAGCACGCGUCGAGAAGCAGGCACUUUGAGAGCGGCUUUUUCUCGUCUAGCUGCAACGCGGACUCUCACUGACCAGCUAAGAGUCUUACCAGCAACAUUACAUUUUGAUAUGCAGCCGGCUCUCAGUUUACAUGCUUUAAUAGUCAACCAAAGACCGGAGGUGUGGGAGGGAUCUGAGUUUAUUUUCAGCUGUAUGGCGUAUGGAUCACCGGAUAUUGAAUUUACUUGGUAUAAAGAUGGAGUUAACAUUAACUUUAAUGGAACUACCAGGGAUAUUUGGACCCGCACAGUAGCUGAAGAUGCUUUGGGGAGGCGUAUGUCAGUGUUAGGAGUAUCUGAAGCUAGAACACUAGAUAGUGGAAGAUGGUCUUGUUCUGCUUAUGACGCAGGCAGACGACGCUGCAGAGCACUAAGACUUGUAGUACUUCGUCCACCUGAUAUUCGUCUUAUGCCCUCUGCCUUGACCGUUAAUAAGGGUGAUAACGUAAGCAUCACAUGUUUAGCUGGUGCUAGUCGAGCUCACGGAGCACUUGGUUUUAGUUGGGCGAGGGAGAAAACACUGUUGAAACUUGCUCCUGGACGAGAAGUUUGGGAAGACCUUUAUCCCGCCGGUAGUGUGCUUAAACUAUAUAACGUUCAAAAAUCUGGCGAAUUCCGUUGCCAAGUUUCAUCGAUCGUGGGAACGAAUGCAAAAGGAGUUACCAUGUGGGUUCUGGGAGGGAACGAUGAAGCUUGUGAAGCUGAAGCGUCCCAUGGACUUCGUUGGCCGAAAACUGCACCCGGUGCUCACGCUUCUGCAUCUUGUCCACCCGGUCAUACUGGAGAAACUACACGCUUUUGCGAACCAAAAACUACUCAACAUGGAGUAAAAUGGAUGUUGCCGGAUUUUUCAGGUUGCAUUGCUGAUUCUUUACGAGAUAUUUACGAUCAGUUUACGCGUAUAUCUUAUGGUUACUCAUGGUCAAACGUAGCGGACAUUGCGCAUCAAUACGGUGCUUUAUUACGUUCUCUCCCCGCCCUUCCUGGAGCGGGAGUAAUUCCACUUCGUCAUUCUCGCAGCAUGGUUGAGUAUCUUCUAUCAGCAGCUGGAAAUUUAAGAGAUCGAUUUAAAAGUAUCGAACAUUUGCUAAGUAUUUAUGAUACGCUUUUGAGGCAUCCGGAUUCAUUUCUCGACGAAGAGAAAAUAUACGAGCUCCAAAAUGCAGUUGUCGAAACGGCUGGUAUGAAAGAAUAUGUGAACAUAUUAAACCGAGAACUUACAGUUAAAACUCAACCGAUAAAAGAAGACAAUGCUGCGCAUUUUAACUUUUCACCCUCCGUCGGCACUUACGAUUGGGUACUUACAUCUGCUGGAGUGGAAUUAAUAGGAAGAAUUGGAAAUGCUUCAGUCAUUGUGAUUCAAUAUCGCAACUUAACGCCAAGACUACCUUCUCUGAGAAAAUCAUUUGAGCAUAGCCGUCCAUUUUCCCCAAACGGACGUGAGCUGGAAUAUAUGCCGACGUCACAACAAAUUCAAGUGUCAGCUCACGCCAAUGGUUUAGAUUUAUCACUGCAACACUCAGUGACUCUGCUUUUUACACAUUAUAAGAACUAUAGCACUGUAGAAUCUAGGUUAGCUUGUGGUUUACGCACAACUUCAGAACCUCAUAUUUGGAAUAUAAAAGCAUGCGACGUGCGUAUUGCAGAAUCAACUUAUGUCUCUUGUCGAUGUCGUGGACUCGGCACUUUUGCACUGUUUACAAUAGCGCAACCUAAGCUCACUGAUGUUGAUAGGGAUCUACGAGGGGUGGUGAAAAUUACUGUUGGUUUAGGCGGAGCGAUGUGUCUUACGGCUGCGGUUUUACAGCUUUUGGCUCUAGUUCCAGCCAAAAAGCCUCGGCUGCCCGUCCUAUUAAAAGCUGCAACAGCAGGCACACAUUCCGCUGCAAUAUUAAUGCUGUUGGAAUGUGAUAGUAGACAGGAGGAGGCAUGUCCAGGAGCGCUUGGUUGGUUUUGCGCAGCAUGUUGGUGCGCAGGGUGGGCCGCGCUAUGUGCGCAACCGUUAAUGCUUCAAGCUGAGUUAGCUGGAAGGGGUCAACGAGCGCCAUCAGUUGGCUUAGUGGCAGGAGUAUGCACACUUGCUUGGCUGACUGCUCGUCUUUGUGGAGGUGCUCCAUUACAAUUGGGAUCAGCUUCGCAAGUUGUGUGUGCAGCUGGAUGUGCACUUCUGGCUAUUUUGUGUAUUAUUUUGGCUUUGUGUGUAUCGUUUCGAUUAAGAACAAUAACACAUAAAAUGCCAGCAGAAAGGAGAACAUAUCUUAAUGAUCGGCGCCGUAUUAUUCGGCACACGCUUGUGUUGCUCUUCACAACAUCCGCAGCACAGACCACAGGAGUGAUGUAUGUUCAACCAGGCACACGGCACAUAGCACAGGUUGCCGCCUUUUCUGCAGCUGUUUUAGCUAAUGGCAUAGCUAUGCUGAUUUGCUACGUUAUACACGACGACGAGUGUUUACAAUCUGCAAAGAGAGUGCUUUCGUUGCCAUCUCAUCGUGAAUGGGAAGACUCACCAGCCGGUGACACUUCACUGAGCUUGUAUAUAAAACAAAACGGUGAAGUGGAAAGUCGGGGAGGUGUUGGUAUGUUGGAAUCAUCGUCUUCGCCAGUGUCUCCAGUUACGUCAUACUGGCGAGCACCAGGCCUUGAAAGUCCUACAGGAAUGCAUAGGAGGCAAUCAAUGCCCGAUAGCCGAGCUGAUAUAGUACGUUGUGUAGAAUUCAAAGAUUCUAUAGCAACCCCGCAUCGAUUUGAAACUCGACAUAUCACCAAAACCCAUGCAGCUUGCGAUCUGAUUCCACACUCAUCAAUCCAGACAGAAUACAUAGCAAGGGUUUGCUUGGAACUGGGAGUCGUCAACACUCCGCCUCCUAGAGAAUCUCCAGUGUCUGUCCUGACGUGUUCUGUGGAUUUUGAACCGUACUCGGAAAAACGAUUCGAUACGUCCAAAGAGUCUUGUUCAAUAUGCAUUCAGUCCAAUCCUAAUAUGUCUAGAAUACCAUCACCACCUAUUAAAAGCUGCUUAAAAAAGAAGGACAAAAAUCAGAAAUUUACUUCUAGCAUUUCACUGCCGUCCAUGGACGUGACGUGUGAGGAACCGAAAAUGAAAUCGGAUAUUGAUCAAGUCAAUAGAGAGUGGAAAAAAGCAUAUGAUUCUCCUGAAACAAAUAAAAUGUUAAGUAAAAUAUCAAACGAUUUAGAUUUUUUAUUAAAUAGGACCCAGGUAUUUAGCAAAAACAGUAUACAUAAUUACAUGGAAAAAGUCUCAACUUAA